Messenger RNA from Rhagoletis pomonella (apple maggot), 1467 nucleotides. RefSeq lists its product as uncharacterized. NCBI's taxonomy places the organism in Eukaryota, Metazoa, Arthropoda, Insecta, Diptera, Tephritidae. The record is from RefSeq and is a predicted model, not a curated record.
CAUUAACAAUGUGAGUAAUGUUGAUUUUUCUAGUGAUGAUUCGGUUGUUGAUCCUAGUUUUAAUAUCAGUAAUUUUACUGCGCCCAGCUCAGAUGCAGAAAGCGAAGUUGUAAGUGUUUUACUACAUACACAUGCUCAUUUAUUGGCUGGUAAUAAUAAAAAUGUAUGUAAAUUUAGGAAAAUUCGAAAAGUGUUGCAAAUGAAGUGGUACUAAAUAAAACCUCACACACGUCGCGAAAAGAAUUAAGAAACUACGGGGAAAGUUAUACUUCAACAGCUGGAAAAAUUGUUCCUGCUCGUGUUGUGCGCCCGCUGGAAUCUUGCAGAAAAAGGUGCGCUGAUAGAAUAACAUACGAGGAACAGCAAUUAAUACACAAGCAGUAUUGGGGGCAAGGCUCCUAUAACUUACGUAAGGCGUAUGUUACUGGCUUGAUUGAAAUUCAAGAAACGAACACUAUUAAAAGAGUUAAGCAUGAAAGAAAUCCUCGAAGCAGAGUGCAUACAUACUAUUAUUUUUUAGAGGUUGGUGGUAAUAGAAUUUCAGUUUGCCAAAAAUGCUUUAGAUUCACGUUAUCUGAGACAGAACAACUCAUAAAAACGGUUGCGAAAGCAAAACUUGAAGGAUGUAGUGUCCGUGGAGAUUUGCGCGGAAAGCAUACGUGCUCAAGAAAACUUUCAAUGGCAAAAGAAAACGAAAUUUUAAAUUUCAUAAAAAGCUUUCCGUCAUAUGAGUCGCACUAUACUCGGCGCGAUACCUCUAAGCGUUAUCUACCGAGUGAUUUGUCUGUAGCUGAAAUGCAUCGCCUCUAUGGAGAUAAAUACGACCAUUCCGUAUCGCUUUCAAAAUUUGCUCAACUGUUUGGAACACUUAAUUUAAAAUUUAAAAAACCUAAAGUUGACACCUGCCACAAAUGUGAUUUGCUUCAAUGUAAAAUACAAGUUGCCAAAUCUGAAGAACUUGAAUCUCUAAAAUUAGAGCAAACCAAACAUCUCGAUCUAGCGCAACAAGCUUAUGAUUCCAAAAAAAAUGAUAAGGGAAAAUCUUUAAAUGAUACUACACUAAAAGUGUUUUGUUUUGAUCUUCAGCAGUGCCUUCCUACACCUCUGUUGAGAACUUCACUGUCAUUCUAUAAAAGGCCAUUAUGGACCUUUAAUCUUACGAUGCAUGACAUUGCAACAAAUCAACCAAUAUGCUACAUGUGGCAUGAAGCAAUAACCAAAAGAGGUGGAAACGAAAUAGCUUCAUGCGUAUUCACUCAUUUAUUGCAAAUAAAUGCAAAUGCAAAUCAUGUUGUUUUCUACAGUGAUUGCUGCCCAGGUCAAAAUAAAAAUUCCUUCAUUGCAACUAUGUUUGCUGUGUUCAUGCAAUUAGAAAACAAUGUAACCAUUAUAGAUCAUAAAUUCAUGGUCCCUGGUCACACGCACAUGGAAUGCGAUAGUGACCAUGCUGCGAUAGAGAAAAAGAAA